Molecule: messenger RNA, 2421 nt
Organism: Brassica oleracea var. oleracea
Lineage: Eukaryota; Viridiplantae; Streptophyta; Magnoliopsida; Brassicales; Brassicaceae
Product: wall-associated receptor kinase 5-like
Exons: 3
Coding region: 142-2346 (734 amino acids)
Biological process (GO): cell surface receptor signaling pathway; protein phosphorylation
Cellular component (GO): plasma membrane
Molecular function (GO): calcium ion binding; polysaccharide binding; ATP binding
Source: RefSeq, a predicted model, not a curated record
CGCAACCACAACCGCUGCGUUUGAACUAGUCAGGCCCUUAGUCUAUAGUGAAAUAAUACUAGUAUAGAGGUUGGGCAGUCAAGAGAACAUCUCAACACUAGAGUUUGGAGGAAGAUAAACAAAUUUAGAGAGAGGUCGAAGAUGAAGGUGCAUGGUGUGUUCUUGGUGGCUGUUUUCUUCUACCUUAUGUAUACGCUGCCGGUCAAUGGUCAGCCUCGCAAGGACUGCCAAACUAGUUGUGGCAGAGUCACAAUUGAGUACCCUUUUGGCACUUCUCAAGGUUGUUACUAUGCCGACGAUCCUAGUUUCAAACUCACCUGUAACGAGACAGAUCAGAAGCUAUUAUUUGGAACCAACUUUGAAGUCAUCAACAUUUCUCACAGCGGGGAGCUACGCGUCUGGAAUGGUGUUUCCUACGCUUGCUACAAUAGCAAGGGAGAUUUGAGUGAUGACAUUUCCUACAGUUACUCGCUUGCUAACUUAUCUCUCUCCCGCAACAACAAGUUUACUUUAGUUGGCUGUAACGCUUUUGCAGUUCUGAGCACUACUGGAACGCGAAACUACUCAACUGGAUGCUUGUCAGCAUGUGACUCCCUACCGCCCGCAAAUGGAGAAUGUAAUGGUGAAGGUUGCUGCAGUACAGAUGUUUAUGUCCCUUUGGAUAGCAUUGAAUUCGAAACUAACCCACAUGGUUAUCGAGAAUUGACUUCUGUGCUUGACUUUAAUCCUUGCAUAUACGCCUUUCUGGCCGAAAAUGGUACUUUUCACUUCAAUGCUUCGGAAGAUCUUAAGAACCUGAGAAAUGUCAAAGAGUUCCGUGUGUUACUGGAUUGGUCUAUUGGAAACCAGACAUGCGAUCAAGUUGGAAACAGAAGCAUAUGCGGUACCAAUAACAGCACAUGUUUCAAUUCUACUCGUGGAACCGGGUAUAACUGCAAAUGUUUAGAAGGUUUUGAAGGGAAUCCUUACCUUUCAAAUGAACACAGCUGCCAAGACAUCGACGAGUGUACUACCCAUAAACAUAACUGUUCGGAUCCCAGCACCUGUAGAAACAAGGAUGGAGGAUUCUAUUGUCAGUGCCAGUCUGGUUACCGCUUAGAUGCCACCACUAUGAGUUGCAAGCGUAAAGACUUUGAAUGGGCUACUAUUCUUCUUGGAACAACCAUCGGCUUCUUGUCCCUCCUGCUUCUCAUUAGCUGCGUACAACAUAAAAUGAAGCACCGGAAGGCAGCUGAGCUCCGACAAAAAUUCUUCGAACAAAAUGGUGGCGGCAUGUUAAUACAGAGACUCUCAGGACUCGGGACACCAAAUUCUAAUGUAAAAAUCUUCACUGAAGAAGGCAUGAAGACAUCAACCAAUGGCUACGACAAGGGCAGAAUCCUGGGCCAGGGAGGACAAGGAACUGUCUACAAAGGGAUAUUACCAGACAACUCCAUAGUUGCAAUAAAGAAGGCUCGGCUUGGAGACAACAGCCAAGCAGAGCAGUUCAUCAACGAAGUGCUAGUGCUUUCACAAAUCAACCAUAGAAACGUGGUCAAGCUCUUAGGCUGCUGCCUAGAGACUGAAGUUCCCUUGCUGGUCUAUGAGUUCAUUAACAGUGGCACCCUUUUCGAUCACUUGCACGGUUCCUUCUCUAGUCUUUCUCUUACAUGGGAACACCGCCUGAGAAUAGCCGUAGAGAUAGCUGGAACUCUUGCUUAUCUUCACUCCUCUGCCUCUAUUCCAAUCAUCCACCGAGAUGUCAAGACUGCUAAUAUUCUCUUGGAUGAGAACUUAACUGCAAAGGUAGCUGACUUUGGUGCUUCAAGGUUGAUACCGAUGGAUAAAGAGCAGCUCACUACCAUGGUCCAAGGCACUCUAGGCUACUUAGACCCAGAAUACUACAACACAGGGCUCCUAAAUGAAAAGAGUGAUGUUUACAGCUUUGGGGUAGUCCUCAUGGAACUUCUCUCAGGUCAAAAGGCAUUGUGCUUCGAAAGGCCACUGCAGUCAAAACAUCUGGUGAAUUACAUUUCUUCUGCCAUGAAGGAGAACAGAUUGCACGAGGUUAUUGACGAGAAAGUAAUCAAGGAGAAUAACUGGAAGGAGGUAGAGGAAGCUGUCAGAGUUGCUAUGGAGUGUACAAGAGUGACAGGAGAGGAAAGGCCACUGAUGACGGAAGUAGCUGCAAAGCUUGAGGGCUUGCGAGUCGCAAAAAACAAACAUCAAUGGUCAGAUCAGUAUCCUGGGGAGGAGACUGGGAACUUGGUCGGUGUUGGAGUCUUAUCAGAGCAAGGAGAUACAAGCAGCACUGGCUAUGACAGCAUAAGGAAUGUAGCAAGCAUGCACGUUACAGCUGGUCGCUGAUAUCUAUUACUCAAGGCCCUGUCACAAUCACGUUCAAGUCUUUUUUUAAUGAAAAAAUAAUAUCAUUUCUGUAUU